GGAGAUUCUCUUACAUGGUCCACUUCAAACCUCAGACCCUCAAAUUAGUAUGUAACUUGCUAAACUUAGUGCUGACGACUACGGCGUACGUGGAGGGCUUGGGCCUGGCGCUAGGACGGGUGUGGUUAGCCCAGUCACGUGGUAUCAGAUCUUGGGAUAUUAGUAACCAAUUUGGUCCUGGAGUCAAUUCAGUCUGUUGUUUUGGCCCGUAAGACAGUGGCUGCAAUCUCAGCUUACUCGAGCUUGAUCCAAUUCCCGUCCCAGCUAUCCUGACUGGUG
Molecule: messenger RNA, 279 nt
Organism: Penicilliopsis zonata CBS 506.65
Lineage: Eukaryota; Fungi; Ascomycota; Eurotiomycetes; Eurotiales; Aspergillaceae
Exons: 2
Coding region: 15-212 (65 amino acids)
Source: RefSeq, a predicted model, not a curated record